AAGUUCUUUGUUGUUAUUACGUCAUAUUAAAAGUUAAGUUGUUGUGGUCAAUUGAAAAUUGCGGCUAACCUUGCAAGUGUAAAUCUGUUGUGCAAUUAAUCUCAUAAUACGAUAUCAAAAUGCCAUUCUUGUCAGAACCGUGCGACCGUUCGAACGAUAAUGAAUGUAUUCCAAAUGUUUAACUGGAUUGUUGAAAAAACUCUUCCAUCUCUUGAUGGUGCUAGUGAAAAUGUACGGUAGCGGAUCGUCCGUUGAUUCGAGCGACGCCGGUUACAGUUUUCGAUCGUUUAAAUUUGAGGAAAUUGUGCCCAGCCAAAAGAAACAUGUGCCACAUCCAAGAAGUGGUCAUCGAAUUGGUGCAGAUUCCUCCAACUUCUACAGCUUCGGUGGAUACAAUCCCACAAUCACCAACAGCGACAAUCUAGAUGCUGAGGAUGACGGUUUCCUUGUGUGGUCCUAUCCACUGUUCCAGGAGUUGUGGAAGUUCAAUUAUGCUUCUAGACAGUGGACCAAAUUUAAGAUCUCCGAGACAUUGCCAUUGGAACUUGCUUCCAAUGCACUCCUGCUUCACAAGAAUUACUUGAUGGUAUAUAUAUGUGUUUAUGGAGGUACAGGCUCUCCCUUUGGAUUUCGAUGUAGUAACCAGUUGUACGUGUGUCGGGUGACCGAAGAAAAUGAUCCGAUGGUGGAAAUCCAGACUUCCGGACAAUUACCUCUUCCCCUUUACGGACAAGCUCUGGUCCAUCAUAAUGACUAUUUGUAUACGAUUGGCGGAACCACCGGUCUGUCAUAUUCUUGCAAUAUCCACAGGUUAAACAUGAAAACAACUACUUGGGAAAUAGUAUACAUUUGCAGUGGUAAGGGAGACUAUGAGCCUGAAGGUCGUUACAGGCACGAAGUUAGUUUUGACGGAAAACAAAUCUAUGUACUCGGCGGUGGUACCGCGGAUUUAGCAUACGAUCUGCAAUACGUGCCCGCCUUUAAUCUGGAGAAAAAAAUAUGGAAUAAACUGUCAACUUUCAGAGACAGAAACAAAGGUUACCCAGCACCAAGGAGAUGUCACGGUGCCGUCCAAAUUGACACAGACACAGGAGUCCAAGUGUUUAUAACUGGUGGACAUGAUGGUGAAAAUGUUUUUAAUGACUUAUGGAAAUUGGAUCUCAAAACUAUGCAGUGGACUUGCUUUGAUUUUUGCCAAUUGCCCAUAAGUACUUACUUUCACGAUGCUGCAGUAUCCCCUGAGGGUAAACUGUAUGUGUUUGGGGGCAUAAAUAGUAUUGACGACGAAGUAGUGAGGAGCAAUACCAUUUAUUCCACCUGGUUGUGUAUACCAAAGUUGAGCGAGAUGUGCUGGGAGGCUGUUCUGCAUUAUAGUCCGCAUAUUGUAAAUUGUAAAAGUGAUGAUCUUAUUAAUAUAGGAUUACCUAGACAUUUUGUACAACGGCUGGGUAAAAAGUAAGGAGUGAUUGAUGAUUGGACUGUAUUAUUACCUAGGCAUUUUGUACACAGGCUAGGUAUGAAUGAAUGAUUGAAAUUAUAUGUUUUGUUGUCUUGAGCAAUAAUAACUUUAUUACA
This is a messenger RNA of Aethina tumida (small hive beetle), 1575 nucleotides long. RefSeq names its product kelch domain-containing protein 10 homolog (gene slim). The record is from RefSeq and is a predicted model, not a curated record. The transcript is spliced from 4 exons. Gene Ontology annotation, molecular function: protein binding. The coding region runs from base 164 to 1459 and encodes 431 amino acids. Gene Ontology annotation, biological process: positive regulation of stress-activated MAPK cascade. NCBI's taxonomy places the organism in Eukaryota, Metazoa, Arthropoda, Insecta, Coleoptera, Nitidulidae.